Molecule: messenger RNA, 1060 nt
Organism: Carassius carassius (crucian carp)
Lineage: Eukaryota; Metazoa; Chordata; Actinopteri; Cypriniformes; Cyprinidae
Gene: ppih
Product: peptidylprolyl isomerase H (cyclophilin H)
Exons: 9
Coding region: 161-694 (177 amino acids)
Biological process (GO): protein folding; protein peptidyl-prolyl isomerization
Cellular component (GO): intracellular membrane-bounded organelle
Molecular function (GO): peptidyl-prolyl cis-trans isomerase activity
Source: RefSeq, a predicted model, not a curated record
GUCCCUCGGUCGCAUCCGUAUAAAGUUUUCCCGGUUUCUGUAGUGACGUCACGGGUGCACGUUUUUGAAUCGUCCUGUGAAACUCAUGGUGUGAGAAAUUAGAAAUAUUAAUAGCGCAUAUUUCUGCUGUCUCGCGAGUGAUACAAGCCUGAAAACCGCCAUGAACGUUCAACCUUCAAACCCUAACAACCCGAUAGUGUUUUUCGACGUCACCGUUGGAGGACAAGAAGUGGGCAGAAUGAAGAUAGAGCUUUUUGCAGACAUUGUUCCAAAGACUGCGGAAAAUUUCCGGCAGUUCUGUACUGGUGAAUUCAAGAAGGACGGUGUUCCUGUUGGCUAUAAAGGCUGCACAUUUCAUCGGGUGAUAAAGGACUUCAUGAUUCAGGGUGGUGAUUUUGUCAAUGGGGAUGGCACUGGUAUCUGCAGCAUCUACAGGGGGCCGUUUGCAGACGAGAACUUCAGGACGAAACACUCGGGCCCGGGACUCUUAUCAAUGGCAAACAGUGGACCGGGAACAAACGGCUGCCAGUUUUUUAUUACCUGCACAAAGUGCGACUGGUUGGAUGGGAAGCAUGUGGUAUUUGGAAAAGUGGUGGAUGGUUUGCUUGUUAUGAGAAAAAUUGAGAAUGUCCCAACAGGACCCAACAACAAGCCCAAGCUGCCCAUUCUCAUUGCCCAGUGUGGAGAAAUGUGAAGUAUUAGACUUCAGAUCAGCUUUAAAGAAAACAGACAAGCCAUUCUGGAUUUUGGACUAACUAAUCAUCAUUUCCAUUGCAAAAUAUAAUUUUUGUAUAGGUCAUUUUGAGGAAUUGCCUGAUUAUUUGUGCAAACUCUUGGCUGAACAAGUUUGUAGAUUUACACUGUUCAAUGUAAGUUACAUCAAAACUGAAUGUUAUGUCAAGAUUAGCUUGUCUGACUCUUUUAUCAACAUUUGCAUAUAUGACCAAACUUGAAAUUCAAGACUUGAUUCUGAAGGACAAGGCUUUUAUUUGUCCUUAGGAAUGGCUGGUUGAGGGUUUUCUUACACUUAAAUAAAUGUUGACCUAUUUUUUUUUUUUAA